Messenger RNA from Syngnathus typhle (broad-nosed pipefish), 2807 nucleotides. RefSeq lists its product as uncharacterized. The record is from RefSeq and is a predicted model, not a curated record. The transcript has 2 exons. The coding region runs from base 1 to 831 and encodes 276 amino acids. Lineage: Eukaryota; Metazoa; Chordata; Actinopteri; Syngnathiformes; Syngnathidae.
AUGUCCGGAAUCUUGGGAAAUAUGGACAUAUUUGACAGUUCGGUAGAAGACUGGACAACUUAUGUGGAAAGAGUUGAGCAGUACUGCCUAGCUAAUGAGAUACAGGACGAAAGAAAAGUGGCUGUCCUACUCAGUGUCAUGGGCGCCAAAAUGUAUAACUUACUCCGUAGCCUGGUCGCCCCAGCUAAACCGGCAGACAAAACAUUUGAUGAAAUAAUGCAGAUAAUGAAAAGUCAUCUAAACCCAGCACCAUUGGUGAUUGCUGAGCGCUUUAGAUUUCACAAGAGAAACCAGUCAAGGACGGAGACGGUGUCAGAGUACAUCGCAGAACUGAGGAAACUGGCCGAACACUGUCAGUUCAGAGACGGACUUUCAGAUGCUCUGAGGGACAGGUUCGUGUGCGGGCUGCACAACGAGAGCAUUCAGAAACGGCUUUUGACGGAGGACAAACUCACCUUGCAACGAGCAGUGGAAAUAGCUGUUUCAGCGGAGACAGCAGCAAGGGAUGCGACGGAGCUUCAAGAACAAUUCGACCACUUCAGCAACCAGCGCUUGGACCUUCCUCCAUCAGCUCCCGCUGCGACGCCCGAUCCACGUCCGUCGUCCGAGCUUGUUCCAGCGCCAUGGGCUCCGCGGCCGCCAUCGGACUUCGCAUCCGCGACGCCGGACCCGCGGCCGCCAUCGGAGUUCCUUCCGGCGCCAUCAGGACUCGCGGUCAACCAUCGGGCCCUACCCCAGUGUCGCCGGACACGCGACCGUCACCAGAUUUCAAGCCAGCUGCGCCGGACCCGCGAUCGUCCCUGGCCCCACUCCCGCUGCUGUGGCGCGUGAUGGCUCUUGCCGCUGCGCACAGCCCCGCCUUCCGAAUGCCGCCGAUUGUGGUAAGGACUUCAAGAGUUGCCGCCGAUUGCGGCACGGACUUCCAGAGUUGCCGCCGAUUGCGGUACGGACUUCCAGAGUUGCCGCCAAUUGCGGUACGGACUUCCAGAGUUGCCGCCGAUUGCGGUUUGUGUUCCAGAGUUGCCACCGAUUGCGGUUUGUGUUCCAGAGUUGCCGCCGAUUGCGGUUCGUGUUCCAGAGUUGCUGCCGAUUGUGGUUCGUGUCCCCCGAGUAGCCGCCGAUUGCGGUCCGUGUCCCCCGAGUAGCCGCCGAUUGCGGUUCGUGUCCCCUGAGUAGCCGCCGAUUGCGGUUAGUGUCCCCCGAGUAGCCGCCAAUUGCGGUUCGUGUCCCCCGAGUAGCCGCCGAUUGCAGUUCAUGUCCCCAGAAUUGCCGCCGAGCACAGUUAGGACUUUGCCAUAGGCCAGUGAGGUCGUUUGGAUUGGUGCGCUUCCCCCCCGCCCCUCCGCUCGCCGCGUCGGGGUUUUGUUUUUUUGGGAUGUCGGAAGCCGUCCCUUGUAAGAGGGGUACUAUCAGUGUCUGUGCUCGCCCCUCCCUUCCUGUGUCUACUCUCAAUCUAUCCAUAGUGGCAGUCACCUGCCUCUAGUUACCUGUCGCGUAUAUACUAAGUCCUGUCUGCGUGUCACACCCUGGUCGGAUUGUUCUCGUCUCGUCUGUCGUCGUCGUUCCUGUCUUUAUCUUGUGUUUUUGUCGAGUUAGUUUUGUCCCGAGUCGAGCUUCUUAUAGUCUGUUUUUGAGUUCUCCAAUAAACCCUGGUCCAAGCUGCAUUUGGUCGCCCUGCUCCAUUCCGAUCCGUGACAGUAGCAUUAAAAUUAGUAUCUGCAGUCUUCCUUCCAAUUGAAUUUUGCUUCAGUACAUUUGUUGUACAGAUCUUUAAAAGCUCAUUUUCGUGUUGCACACUAUACUGUAGUAUACAUAUUCAUAACUGAUAAAGGCAUCACUUAUGAUGUCGUAUACAUACAUCCUUCACACAUAGUAUUAAUACGCAGAUAUUAAGACUGUACUUAAAUGCAGUUUCUCCUACAACCCAUACAGUACAAACAAGUGAAGAGUCUGCUUUACUUUGUUUUUAUAGAACAAGCAUCAAGUUGUGAAAGCGCUAUACAAAUAAAGAAGUAUUCUAUUGUAUUGAGGUGGCAUGGUAGUGCACUGGUUAGCAUGUCCGCCUCAAUAUCCAGAGGGUGUGGAUUCGAUUCCAACUCCCUGUGUGGAGUUUGCGUGUUCUCCCCGUGCCUGUGUGAGUUUUCCCACAUCUUAAAAAACAUGCAUGGUGGGCUUAUUGAGCACUCCAAAUUGCCUAUGAGUCCGGGUACAGAUAGUUGUUUGUCUCUGUGUGCUCUGCGAUUGACUGGCGACCGGUUCAGGGUGUUCGCCGCCUGCUGCCUGAUGAAUGGUUCAGGGUGUCCGGCACCUAGUGCCCCAUGAAUGCUGGGAUAAGGUCCUGUAUGCCCGCGAUCCCCGUGGGGACAAGCAGUACAGAAGAUGGAUGGAUGUACACUGUACAUCUAUGGUCACGCCCCAAUAUCAAGUUCAAGAGUGCUGCAUCCAUUUACAAUCUUUGACCUUUCAGAGUCAGUUAAAUCUCUUUUUUGCCCUAUUUUGCCCGAGGAAUACAAGCUGCCCAAUAAUUAUGCACAAUGUGAUAGUGAAGUAAUGGCUUCGAAAUACAAAAAGUCCUGCCUAGCUACAAAAACAGAUAUGCUCAAACCUCAUUGAAUAAAGUACAUAAGCAGACAAGUAUAUUCACAUAUUAAAUCAAUAGAAGAAACAGUUUAAGCAUAUGCCAUGAUUUUCCAUGCAUAAUGCGCAAAAUUUAACUAAUUUAUUGUCCUAAAAUCUGGGGUGCGCAUUAUGCAUGGGUACAAGAAUUUUUGAAGAAAAUCUCCCUCGAAAUAAAACUUGAAAUCACC